GCCCUGGACGCUACACCGCUUGCAGAGUGUUGUUCGGUUGCUGCGUUGUCAUCUCCAAUUGUCUGGCGAUCUUCGAACUGAGGGCAGUCUGAGUUCUGUUGAGAAAUCCAUUCCGCAUAACUAUCAGUGGGUUCUACAAAGGACAGCAAGAAUUUCCAAACCACUUCCAUAGCGCUUUCCGUCGCUGCCCACAAUGGCCCCCGCAGUGGGAAAGUCCUAUGUGGGGUCGCCAGCGGGCAACAUGCCCGUCACCGACGCCUUCUCAUUCGCCUUUAGCCAACCCUUUCAGAGAGCCAGCGAUUUUGUGCCCCGCGAACACGCGCUGCCGCCGAUCGAAGAGCAGCGGCCCAUCUUUGUCGACAACAAGUCGGACCGCGCGCUCACCUUCGGCCAGAUCUCGCAGGAUGCGCUCGCCGUGGCCGCCGGGCUGCGGCGCCUGGGCCUCGACCCGAACGAUAUCGUCAAGCUGCCGCCGACGCCGUCAUGCCCCGCGGGCCCCGAGAUUGCCCCCGUCGUGCUGAUCCAGUUGCCCAACUGCCUGCCUUUCGCUCCGAUCCUGUUCGGCACCCUCGCGUCGGGCAUGACGGCCACCCUCGUCUCGCCCGCCCUGACCGCCGCUGAGAUCGCAUGGAUCCUGCAGAACGCCCGCCCGCGCGCCAUCAUCACCGCCACCGCCUGCCUCGCUGCCAUGAAAGAGGCCCUCUCCAAACAGGCCGAAGCCUCCUUCUUCUCCACCGUUCCCAUCUUCACCGUCGACACCGCCGCUGACACCUACCCCGAAGCACGACCAGCGCCGCCGCCGCCCUCCGACUGGCGCGCCCUCCCCUCCCCGAAACCCCCUUCGGUCUAUUUCUAUUCCCCAACCUUCCCAGCCUCCAGCGCCCCGGCCCGCACCGCCGUGAUCCUCUGGUCCUCGGGCACAUCAGGCCGCUCCAAGGGCGUGCUGCUCUCGCACCACGCCCUCAACUUCUCUCUGGCCUCGCUCUGGCACGACGCCGACUACUACGGCGCCCGGCCGCAGCGGCAGGUCUGGCUCGGCUACGUGCCCUUCUAUCACGUCUUUGGGCUGUGCAACGUCUUCUUACUGGCCGUCGCCGCGGGUGCCACGGUGUACACGAUGCCGAGCUUCCACCUCGAGACGGUGCUGCGCGCCAUCCGCGACCGCGGCGUCACGUACCUGCACAUGGCGCCGCCCGUCGCCGUCAUGCUGGCCAAGGCGGCCAUCGUCGAGCCCUACGCCCGCGGCGGCGGCUUCCGCACCGUCGUCGCCGGCGUCACGGGCGGCGCCCCGCUCGGGCACGAGGUCGUCGAGGAGGUCUACCGGCGGUGCGGCUUCCGCGUCCGGCUGGGCUACGGCCUGAGCGAGACGUGCAGCACCGCGCUGCAGCGGGGCGUCGGCGAGCGCGAGAUGCGCGAGCAGGCCGGCGACACGGGGCGGCCCCACUGGGGGGUCGAGGUGCUCAUUGCUGGCAGCGGCGAGGGUGCGUACGCGAGGCGGCCGGGCGAGAAGACGGCCGCCGCCCCGGUGGACGUGGAGGGGGAGGUGCUGGUGCGGGCGCCCGGGCUGCUGUCGGCGUACCUGCCCGUCGGCGUCUUCUCCUCCUCCGGCGGGACGGCCAAGCCGGACAUGUCGGCGACGGAGGACGCCCUGACGGCCGACGGGUGGUUCCGGACAGGCGACGUGGGCGCGCUCGGUCCCCACGGCCGGCUGCGCAUCACGGACCGGCUCAAGGAGCUUAUCAAGGUGCGCGCGUACCAGGUGGCGCCGGCCGAGCUCGAGGCGGUGCUGUGCAGCAGCGGGGCCGUCGCCGACGCCGGCGUCAUCGGCGUCUACGACGAGAGCGAGGCGACCGAGUGGCCGCGCGCCUUCGUGGUGCCCCGCGCCGGCCGCGAGAACAUGUCGCGUGCCGACCUGGAGAAGCUGGCUGGCGAGCUCAAGGUGCUAGUCGAGAAGCGGACAGCAAAGUACAAGUGGCUUGUCGGCGGCAUCGUCUUUGUCGACCAAAUUCCCAAGAGCCCGAGCGGCAAGAUCCUGAGGCGGGUGCUGAAGAACGGCGGACCCGAGACCAAGGGGGUCGAGGUGAAGCUGUACGAGAAGAAGAAGCGGGAUUCCAAGCUGUAAUUAAGGCGAGAGAGGACGUGGGGAUGCAUGUAGUUAUUUACCUUGGGCACCUUUGUCUCGGAAUGAAAGAAAUGAAAAUCUCGAAACAUGUAGGUUUCAAAUGUAAUUACACAUGGAUACACGUCUUGUUACAUUGUCUCCUUC
Messenger RNA from Thermothelomyces thermophilus ATCC 42464, 2266 nucleotides. RefSeq lists its product as uncharacterized. Gene Ontology annotation, molecular function: CoA-ligase activity. Gene Ontology annotation, biological process: secondary metabolic process. Bases 194 to 2122 code for a protein of 642 amino acids. The transcript is spliced from 2 exons. The record is from RefSeq and is a predicted model, not a curated record. Lineage: Eukaryota; Fungi; Ascomycota; Sordariomycetes; Sordariales; Chaetomiaceae.